UUAUUUGUUAAAUUCCCGUAAUUGCAGCGCUGCUGGAACAGUGACGUAGUUAGUGGAACACAUAUUGAACCAUCAAAAGCACAAAAGCCAGUUGGACACACAUCAAACAUACAGCCAUGGCCGACGACUGGGAAUCUGCAGCCGACAGUGAAAUCAUACUUCAAAAUGCAGCAAGCACCGUAAACAAGUGGGAGGGGGAGGACGACGACGACGAUGUGAAGGAGAGCUGGGAAGAUGAGGAGGAGAAGAAGGACGAGGAGAACGAGAAGCCCACAAUAACAGAUGUGCCAGUCAAAACCAAGCCAAGCAAAGCGCUGAAAGCCAAACUAGAAGAACAAGCGCGGCUUGAAGAGGAGAAGGAAGCGAAACGGCUGGCCAGCCUCACACCCGAGGAGAAAUUGGCCGAGAAGCUGCGGUUGCAAAAGAUCCAGGAAGACUCCGAUUUGAACCACGCCCUGGACACAUUCGGAGUGACGCGUGCAGAAACAAACGGCAACGGCCUAGACUCCUUCAACCCGGAGACCAAGGAGCAGUUCAAGGAGUUCGGUUCUGCGCUCAGCUGGAAGGUCGGCCAGUAUCGCGAGUCUGCGGAAUUCCCACAAUUCGUCGAAGACCUAGUGCGCGGUCUAUGCAUACACCUGAGCGCCGCUGACAUUAAGAAGGUCAAGAUGAGCGUGGAAAUCUUGCACUCAGAAAAACUCAAAAUGGAAAAGGCCAUUGCCAAGAAAGCCGCCGGCAAGAACAAGGGAAAGGCCACGCUUCGCACAGAGAGCGAUGAUAUUGAUGAUUACAAAAAGUAUGGCAAUGAUUUUUCCGAAGAUUACGAUGACUUCAUGUGAAUAGGCGAUAUUCGAGUAUAUAUAUAGUUACCCCCUCCUGCAUAUAUCUAAUUAUUCAAUACAUAGUUGCUUGUUGAAGAGUUCUUGGUGUUAUAGAAAGUGCGCAGGAAUUAAAAAAAAACUUUGUUGGUUAUUUAUAUGACCCCACAAAACAUAUAGACCGUCGGUAGACACAGCGAGAGAGAUAUACAUAUAGAUAUACUAGCAUACGGUCGAGUCAAGUCAAGUCAAGAAAAGCAAUCAGGAAACCUCAGCGAAAAAGAAACGACAGAUAUUUAGGAACAUUUACUACAAAAAUUACUUAUGGCAACCACCUACUUGGAAUGGCUUCUUGUAAAAUUCACCUUUGUAUAAAUAAAACUUCAUUGCGAUAUUAAACGGUA
Drosophila persimilis is the source of this 1222-nucleotide messenger RNA. RefSeq names its product eukaryotic translation initiation factor 3 subunit J (gene eIF3j). The transcript is spliced from 6 exons. The record is from RefSeq and is a predicted model, not a curated record. Gene Ontology annotation, cellular component: eukaryotic translation initiation factor 3 complex; cytoplasm. Bases 117 to 839 code for a protein of 240 amino acids. Lineage: Eukaryota; Metazoa; Arthropoda; Insecta; Diptera; Drosophilidae. Gene Ontology annotation, molecular function: translation initiation factor activity.